Plectropomus leopardus (leopard coralgrouper) is the source of this 2721-nucleotide messenger RNA. It is a transcript of the gene rsph4a, whose product is annotated as radial spoke head component 4A. NCBI's taxonomy places the organism in Eukaryota, Metazoa, Chordata, Actinopteri, Perciformes, Serranidae. Gene Ontology annotation, cellular component: axoneme; radial spoke. Gene Ontology annotation, biological process: cilium assembly; axoneme assembly; cilium movement involved in cell motility. The record is from RefSeq and is a predicted model, not a curated record.
UGAUGCUUUUUUAUUGGGGUAUGUUGUUUUCAUAGAUAUUUUUGUAAUACCUCCGUGCUAGCAAUAGCUUUAACUGAAAGCAUUUGUUUUUGGGUUGUCCCUACAUCUGUCCCAUUUUUGUGUACACUCUAUCUCAAGAAUACCUUGUGGGAGUUUCUUCAAAAUUUGUCACAAAUGUCCACUUGGACUCAAGGAUGAACGGAAUAGAUUUUGGUGCUCAAAGGUCCACAUGACCUCAAAAAAACAUGUUUUACACCUGAAAGAAUCCCACUACACAUACAGGUAGUAAUCUAUUCUGAUAGAAAGUCGUGCCUGACUACUGACUACUCAAAAUUUAAACUACAUUUAUACAAGUAGUAUUCCAUUAUGAUUUGUACCUGAAAGAAUGAUCCACUCCACAUGUAAUUACAAUUAUACAUGUUGUAGUCCAUUCUGAUAUAUAUUUAUGCCUGACAGAAUUACCCACUUUACAUUUAACUACAUCUGCACAGGUAUUAGUCUAUCUUGGAUGCCCAUCUUGAAGCAUUGCUGGUUGUAUAGUUUUAAGAUGUGUAUGAAGCAUUCAUGUUUUCACACACGUGGCUGCAAACUGCAAGUACAAGAUGGCUUUGCGGAGACAAACAACUUCAAAGAGGUAAUUCUUGUUUAUCCUGAGUGACAUGCUUUUAUUUCACUUAAAUUUACCAGACGUCAACAGCGAAAGAAAUAUGGGGCUCAUUUCAUGAUCAUUUUCAUGUCGUGUUAUUUACAUGUCUGUUAAAUGUGAAGAAGUAAUGUGGUUAAAGUCAUUCUUUCUGCGCAGUUGAGUGAGAACAUACUUUAUUAUUAUUUAUAAUUCAUUAACAAUUAUAAUAUAUAUUCGACAUAUUCUUCUUUCCCCAAGGGUCUCGUGAUGCUCUCGCGAGCCUAGCUACUGUUCUGUUACGGUAACCAUAGCAACCGCUGAAGUUUAGGUCUCCUGCCAUUGUUUCCUCGUAGCUCUACAUAGUAAAUGUUAGCUAACUGUAAGUUUAGAACGUGUUUGGCAGUUUUGUAGCCACUGUAAGUCUGUUUAUCUUAAGCUGAAAGUCGGAUAAAAUACAGAAUUAAAGUUAACGGUGUGAAGAGCGAUGGACACAGCUGAGAGAAACCAGGAGGAAAGUCAGCAGAGACUGCAGACAGCCGCCUCGCUGAAGGCUUUCAUGAUGAAAAACAGCACGGAAAGCAACUUGAACCUCUAUGACCACCUCACCACGCUGCUGAUAAAGGUAAUGGAUGAGCAACCACACAAUGUGGUGGACGUGAUUGAGGAUAUGAGCCGUGAUGUGAAGCAGGGUUUAUUCAAAGACAAGCAGAGCACCCUACGAGACCUUCCACAGACCACACCUGCUGAGCUGCUGGCUGAGCAGCAGCGCCUGCUCUUUUCUCGGCCAGAGGAGGCUGACCAGGAGGAGGAACUGAUGGAAACACCUCUUCCUAAUGUAAAUGAGAUUGGCUUCUACCUGGAGCAGGCUGGAGUGGGUCUGGGCAGGGAGGAGAUGCAGAGGGUCUUUCUUGCACUCAAGCAGUUUGUUGAGUCGCAGGGGCUGCUGCGCUGUCGCCUGUGGGGCAAGAUUCUGGGAACAGAGAGCAGCUACAUUGUUGCUGAAGCUGACUACAGAGAGGGGGAGGAAGGGGAGGAGGAGAGCAUUGAGGAAGAAGAGAAAGAGGCAGAGACUCAAGAGAAUGAGAUGGAUCCACUUCCUCAGUCAACCUAUAAACCCCUACCAGCAGUGCCGAAGGAGGCCCUGGGAAGUGGCGCUAACAAGUUUGUUUAUUACGUGUGCAAAGAGCCUGGUCUUCCUUGGGUACGGCUCCCUUUAGUCACUCCUGCACAGAUCACUGUUGCUCGCCAGAUCCGUAAAUUCUUUACUGGGAGGCUGGAUGCCCCCAUUGUCAGCUACCCGCCUUUCCCUGGGAACGAAGCCAACUACCUGAGGGCACAGAUCGCCCGGAUCUCCGCUGGCACACAUGUCAGCCCCCAGGGCUUCUACCAGGCUGGGGAGGAGGAAGGUGAUGAGGAAGACGAGUCACCCCGGGACAGCUACGAAGUGAAUCCUGACUUUGAAGGCGUUCCAGUUGCUGAGAUGGCUGACUCUUUGUCCACAUGGGUGCAUCAUGUUCAGCACAUCCUGCAGCAGGGCCGCUGUACUUGGGUGAACCUGGCUGCAAAACCAGGAGACGACUCUAAUGAGGAAGGAGAGGCUGAGGAGAAGGAAGAGGAGCCCGAUGAGCCUGAGCCGGAAGUUGGACCGCCUCUGCUCACCCCGCUCUCCCAAGAUGCAGAAAUGUUCAACACUCCUCCCUGGACCUCCAAGGUGUCCUCCGCUCUCACCUCUCAGCAUGCAGUAGCUGUGCUGCGCUCCAACCUCUGGCCAGGGGCAUAUGCAUACGCUUGUGGAAAGAAGUUUGAGAACAUAUAUGUUGGAUGGGGUUUAAAGUACACAGGGGAAGGGUACAGCCCACCCGUCCCCCCGCUACCACAGAGAGAGUAUCCCAGCGGACCAGAAAUUACAGAGGCCCUGGACCCCUCUCUGGAGGAGGAGCAGGCGCUGAAAGAAGCUUUGGAGGAGCAGCAAGCUGCCCAGGAAGAGAUGGAGAACUCAGACGAAGAGGAGGAGGAAGACGACGACUGAGAAAACAGUAACACGUUUUAAAUUUUUUUUCUAGUAUUCUGUAUUUAAAUAUUUAUUUUUAAUUCAA